Molecule: messenger RNA, 378 nt
Organism: Suillus fuscotomentosus
Lineage: Eukaryota; Fungi; Basidiomycota; Agaricomycetes; Boletales; Suillaceae
Exons: 2
Coding region: 1-378 (125 amino acids)
Source: RefSeq, a predicted model, not a curated record
AUGUCGCGCCCUGCAACCCGUCCCGGUAAUGCGAACAAACACCCUGGAGAUAUAGUCCGCAAUGCGAAUCGACAGCAGCGCCCAAAGGAGGAGAUCGCUGCCGAGAAAAAACGAAAACUUGAUGAAAAAGUGGCCAAGAGCUCUGCAGCAGAACAAGCGCGCAUUAAGACUGCUAGGCAGGAAGAUGCUAUGGCCAUUGAGCAACAAGUUCAGCUUGCAGGCCCGCCAAAACUCAUUAGACCGCGACCAAGGCCUCGCAUUCCUGCAAAAAAAUCCAUGGAACCUCAGGCUGAUCUAGGAGAGUCAGACGCACAAUCAACUGCACAAACGAAGUCAGCAGCUACUCAGAGGCAUGCCCCAGUUACAACUCACAUCUAG